CUUCUUUCCUAAUUCCAAAUUGUUCUGAAAUCCUGUUGAAACCAUUGUUUUUCAGCUUUCCAAUCGAUCGCUGUAAUUGGGUUUUGCGACAUUACUUUCCUUAUAAUUCUCGUACUCACUGUGAUCGAAUUCGAGAUCUCUUUUGUGAUCGAAUUCCUUCUAGUUUCGUUCUGGGUUGUUUGACAUCCAAAGGGAUAUAGAAUUUCUGGGGUUUUUCUCUGUUGGCUUAAAGAAUCGAUUUUUUUUUCGAUUUAGGUCAGUCCCAGAGAUUCCUUCAGAUUUUUCAUUGGGUCGUUGCCUGCUGAAUUUUGCUAGUAUUCUGCUAAGUCUUUGGUUUAAAAAGAGAAGAUGGCUUCUGUAGUUGUUGGUUGUCGCUUCCAACCGACUGACGAGGAGUUGGUUUCUCACUAUUUGAAGAGGAUGAUUUUAGGACUUCCAUUUACCGAAGAGGAGAAGAGAAUUUUCACCGCUAAAAAUCUGUAUGGGGAUAAUGGCACCCCAUGGGAGUUAUUAACAGACGAUCUUCCAUGGCAUAAGGUGCUGAAUUCCAAUAGAGACAUUGGGUCUCAGAAAGUCAUCUAUGUUUUCACUUUCCUGACCAAGGCUGCCAAGAAAAAUUCCAACCACAGUAAGAAUAGAAACAGAGUAGCUGGUUGUGGCACUUGGAAUGUUAACUCUUCCGCCAAGCCAGUCAGGGACAACUGCGGAUUCGGAAGGAAAAUUGGAGAAAGUAAGAAUUUCACCUUUGAAUCUGCAGAACAAACUGUUGGGCAGUGGACCAUGACAGAGUAUUCCAUCGAUGCAGCUGCCAAUGGGAUUCCGGAAGUCCAGGGAAUAAAUUACUCUGACUAUGUGCUAUGCAAGAUUAAAAGGGACGAUUCCAAAUCGUCCAAGGGAGGAAGAAUUGUGUCUCGCAAGAGAAAGAAUGAGAAUCUGCUGCGGGAACAAGCGGGACAGAACUUAAAAAAGAAGAAGAUGCAAUCAGUUAGCCGCAAUGAGGACUCGAGUGUGUGGACUGGUGAGGAAACAUUGUUGAACAAUGAGGAGGCUGGAAUCUCUUGCAGGUCAUACAGUUGUGGUAAUGGUGCUCCAUUGCUGAUGAAUCUAGGGGAUUCCGAUAUGGUGGCUACUGAUAAUGAACAGAGUUCCGGGAAGAUGAUGGAAGCAGUAAGCAGCUGUGAAGAUUUGAGUGUGGUUACUUGUUGUGAUGAUAAUGGUGCAAUGGAUUUGUGUAAUGAUGAAGGGACCGGCGAUAAUGGUGUCCCUUUGCUGAUAAAUGAGGUGGAUCCUGAUGAUGUAGCAACUGCUGCUAGUCCAUCCACAUGUUGGAAUAUUCCUCUUGAUGAACCAUUCUUGGAUGAUCCAAGCUUUUUUGAUUUCAACAUUGAUUCUUUCCUGAACCAAAUGGUGGAAUGCAAUUGA
Molecule: messenger RNA, 1422 nt
Organism: Oldenlandia corymbosa var. corymbosa
Lineage: Eukaryota; Viridiplantae; Streptophyta; Magnoliopsida; Gentianales; Rubiaceae
Source: the annotation of a GenBank genome assembly